Molecule: messenger RNA, 1014 nt
Organism: Sitophilus oryzae (rice weevil)
Lineage: Eukaryota; Metazoa; Arthropoda; Insecta; Coleoptera; Curculionidae
Exons: 2
Coding region: 106-771 (221 amino acids)
Biological process (GO): regulation of transcription by RNA polymerase II
Cellular component (GO): transcription regulator complex; nucleus
Molecular function (GO): DNA binding
Source: RefSeq, a predicted model, not a curated record
GAUUGCCGAUGCGUCGCGUCGGCAUCGUAUCGUCGGAAUUUUGCUAGUUCCAAGUUCCACUGCGGCUUGUUUGGUGUACGUUACGACGAGGCGGCUUGUGAGAAAAUGGGUUUUCACGAGACGUUGAUAGCGCAGGUUCAAAGUUACAGAGCGUUAUACGAUGAGAAGGACAAGAAUUACAAUAACCACCAAAGAAAGGAAGAAAUAUGGCAGAUAAUAUCACAGGAGAUUGGGGAAACCAGUGAAUUCUGUAGACACACUUGGACAAGAAUGCGAUAUAACUAUAGAAAAGCCAGAAGGAUAAGGACAAUUGAAAUGCGUCGAGGCGUGAAAAAGAGCAAACCCAUUAGAUUCGAAAAAGCAUUGACAUUCUUAAAUCCCCAUUUGAAAAGAGAAUUGAAACCAUCUGAUGUGCCAAUUCCUCGUGUUGCUGUUGAACCCAACCCAAAUCUUGAUUCAAUGAAAAGCGGUUUGAGGUUCGAAAAGUCGUCGGUUCGAAGUAGCAGCUUGAAUCGAACGCGUGAAAAUGUACAGCAGCCACCAGUGCAGGACCACCUAAGAUUUAACCACGGACAGCAGAUAUCGCAGCAGUCAAGCGUAGACCCUCUGGAUAUGUUUUUUUCUUCGAUGGCCGCAACGGUGAAAACGUUUCCAGCGCCGUUACAGCUGAACACCAAACAGAUGAUCUUCCAAGUUGCGACAGACGCUGAAGCAACAUUAAUAAAUCCCGUACCAUCAGAAGUCAUCUCUGACCAACGCUAUAAGUUCUGAAAUACAUUUAAAACCAGAACGAGUCAUGAAUGACAUCACUUUACAUAAUUUAAUAAACUUAAAUUUAAGAACGAAUUAAUUUUCAGUUUUGUGUAUUUUUCUUUUGUAGUUAUCUUUAAAAAUAUGUUAAAUAAUUCUGCAGUUAUGUUACUUAUAUUACUACAAUUUUAAUUCGAAUACAGGAUGUGUUCUAUUUUGAUACUAAAUACACUUAAAUACUAAUAAAUAUACCUAACUACUUCU